AUGUCUCACAACGGGCUCGGUCGAGAUAUGCGAACGACCCAGCAAUGGGUAUCAGCCUGCAGACAACAUGAAAAUACCCGCAAGUACUGUGCUGUGAUUAGACCCCUAAAUGAUGAUAUUAAGGCUCUCUUGCGAGUGAUUGAGCAAAUACAUCAAUCUGGGAUAUGGGGUCAGCCAAUUGACGUGUAUGAAGAGCUCCAGUCUUACUCAGAUGGAAGUAUGGAUGGAACUGUUGGCAAUGAGCACCAGCGAAAUUCUGCAGACUCGCUGGUCGCGAACGACGUGUCCAAUCAGGACGUCUUCGAAACCUACACCCACACGACGACUUCACGAUCAACCUUGACACUUGUGCCUACAGACCUUUCGUACCUUAAUGCCUCACACAUGCAGACACGUGGCAUACAGGAACCUGGGUCUCCGUCCAUCCCUAUAUCCGCAGCAGACGAUAAUGCUGAGGAAUCGUUGUCCCCUGGGUCUAGAAGACUUGGCAUGGACUUCCUGGAGAUCGGUCCUGAGCUACCGCUUUUCUACAUCGGAUGCCGGGGACGCGACUGUGCUGUCAACGCAUAUAUAGAUACGGGGGCUAAAGCCAUGGUGGCCCGUUUGUCGAUCGCAAAGCGAGGCAACGCACGAAUCCAGAGACUGAGGCACCCGAAGAUACUCUUAACGUUCAACGGGCUGCCAAUAUUCAGCAACCAAUUCGUGUGGCUUGAUCUCUUUACGUUUGAUAGACCGCACGAAGCUCAACGUAUCAAGGUGUAUCUGCUGGAAGACCGCUUCCUCCCUUUCGUUGAUGCUUAUGUGGACUUGGAAAACGCAAAGAAAUUCGGGGCGCGACUGGUUCGGGAUUGGCGAGAAAAGCGUUUGAAGUGA
Cladophialophora bantiana CBS 173.52 is the source of this 873-nucleotide messenger RNA. RefSeq lists its product as uncharacterized. The transcript has a single exon. Lineage: Eukaryota; Fungi; Ascomycota; Eurotiomycetes; Chaetothyriales; Herpotrichiellaceae. The coding region runs from base 1 to 873 and encodes 290 amino acids. The record is from RefSeq and is a predicted model, not a curated record.